This is a messenger RNA of Marchantia polymorpha subsp. ruderalis, 3556 nucleotides long. The record is from the annotation of a GenBank genome assembly. NCBI's taxonomy places the organism in Eukaryota, Viridiplantae, Streptophyta, Marchantiopsida, Marchantiales, Marchantiaceae.
AGUGAGGUCUACGGGAAUUCGGAUUUCGGUUGACUGUGCUCCCGAUGAUUCGGGAGAAUUGGAAUUCGCGCGCAAGCUUUGAAGAUGGGGAAUUUCAUGGCGGAGGUGUGAGGCCGAAGGAGCGGGGUUUGGUUUGGGAAGCAUGGGUCUUCCGACGGAAGCGGAAUUCGCUGGGGAUCGGUUUAACAAGUUGCAGGCUGCGGGCUUUUUGGGAGGUUAUGGAGAUCGGUUCCUGAAGAGAAGGGAGUCAAGUUCUUCUGGAAGUUAUGAGCAUCAGUUUCAGAAGCAUGUGGAUGCGAAUCGAGAUGGGGCUCGUGGUUUGCCGUCUUUGCGUAAGGUGCGUGGGGGCCUGCCUGGAAGUUAUGGAGAUCAGUAUGUAAAGCAGCGACAUUCCUGUCCGUCCGGAAGUUAUGGGGUUCUUUAUCUGAGACAGCGGCUUUCGCUUCCGUUUGGACGUUUGGGAGGUCAAGAACUGCAGCAAGCAGAGCUGAACGCGUCCAGUACAUGUGAGGCUGUGUGUGUCACAGAGCCUCUGAACGCGCUUGAUCAGGCUGCUGAUCUAGGAAGCUAAUGAGCGUUUUGAAUCCACUUUGGCUCUCGAAUUUUCAAGUGAAUGGGGAGUUUUGGUGCACUUUCGGACGAUUUCAUAAUUGACUCUAUGAAGUGACUCUCGGAGUUUCCACUGACAAUUAUUGUGGUCAUAUUCAAGGCUACUGUCCAGAACUUUUCAAGGGAAGAUGCAUUGAAGUCUUUCUACUGUGUAGUUGACGGACGAACUCCUGGAGCCCUAGCAUUUGGUACUUUCUUAAAAUUGCUGCGGUCCAACAAUCUAUCCAGGAGGAGUCCUCUUCAGAUUGUUCAGACCGCGGUGCGGGUUUUGAUUUUGGUCAAAAGUAAGAUCAAGAAUGAGGUAUUGGAUAACAGAUUUGUCUGACGAAUGAUGCCCGAGCUGCCAGAAAGUAUAGUUGAUGAGUAACUCAAAUGCUGACAGGUAGCUUUCAGUUUAGUUAUUAAGCAAGAUGCCUCCAAAAGAGAACCCACCCAAGAAGGACCUUCCUGUUGUUAAAGAGGCAAAGCCCCCAGAUCCAAAGCCCACGGAUACUAAACCUUCCCCGACACAAUCAGGUCCUGCACCAGCGAGUUUUCCUAAUCAUAAUACUCCUGGUGAAACUUCGGGCGCUGAAACAAAGGCUCUAGAAGGAGCAACAGGUGGGGAAUCAGUGAAUCCCGAAAUGAAACCUAUAGACGGGAUGGGUAUGGCUUCAGACCUCAAGCCAUUGACUGGGAUGGACAAUCCUUUUGAGGUUGUGAAGUGGACAUAUAUGUCACCAGCUCUAGAGAAAGAAAGAAAGCACAAAGAAAUUCACACAGAGGUGUUCUGGGCUUCUGGUAAGCCUCCAAAAGAAAGAGACCUACAGAAAGAGAAAGAGCUAGCGAAACUGCUGAUUCCAAAGCCUGGCGAUCCUGACUACUGCGUGUUGAAGUACGGCGAUAUUCCUAGUCCCAAACCUGAUUAUUGCACAGAACAUGGAUGGGUGUCCGGGCCUGGAAGUUCUCAACCACGUCCAAAACCACAGCUGUCAGAUAAAAUCUUGAAGUGUCUAGAGAUGAACCAGAUAGAAAGCAGGGGAUUGCCCGACUGCCACAGCCAUGGAGAUUUAAAGAUUAACAUGUUCGUUGAGGCAGAACUCGUGGAAACAAUCGACAAGUGGGACAUCAGGAAAGAUACUAUCAUCUUGCCUUGUGGUUUUGGUCAUCAACCUUUGCGAUGGCUUGGACAGUCUGCCUGCAUCAGAGUUGCUUUUCUGAAAGAUGAAGCACCAAGCAAGUUCCUCCCACUGGCCAUUAAAACUGCGGAUGGUCUUGUGCUUAAUCCUGACAAGCCCAUAAGGGAGAUUCUUGCAAAUGGAGCGAAGGUCACUAUCGAUUACUCAAGUGGUCCCAGUACAUUCAGAGAACCGUGGUUAGGGCAACCGCCACCUCCAACUACGAACGAGCUCAUACAGCAGUUUUUCGAAAGCUUGCCUAAGGAGCCAGUUGUAGCUGACGUGCCACCGCCUAAGCCACCGCCACCAAAGAAGAAGAAGAAAAAGAAAGGAGUAGAAGAGACUCCUCCACCUCCUGCUCCAGAUCCCGAUAAUCCUGAUGCUCCUCUUGAACCACCACCUCCUCAAUUUUUGGACGCGGAGGUUCAAACGCCUGUUGAUAUAAUAACAUUUCUUGACUGGUCUGCCUACGACAUACCGGCUACGCUAUUGAGAGUUAUGCCACAUCUAGAUGAGGCUGCUCGAAACACUGAAUUCAUGGUUGUGCAAGAGAUCAUGAGGGCAUAUAGUGGCGCGAUGCAAGCCAUGAUCCUGUGGUUUAGUGGACAAGGAAAAGAACUAGAGGACAAGGAUUUCGGUUUAUUGACUCUUGAGCAAUUUCAGAAAUUAUUUCGUGUUAUGAAGUUGUGUCCAUACCCUUUCACAGAAAAUAAAUUGAAAGAGUACUUCAAUAAAUAUGUACCUAUCAACAAAGUUCCCGGCGCAUUUCAACUUUCAAGCUGGGGAUUCUUCCCAAUGUUGCUACAUCUGGCUUCUGACAUGUAUCAAGAGCUCGGACCAGAAGUUCCUUAUCAUGAGAAGAUUUAUCACUUUAUUGUAGAUGACUUUCUGCCCAACUUUGCAAUCGAAGUUAAAAGCACGUUGGAAGAUCUACAUUCGGCUGAAACACCUGAGACAGCGGAUGCUAUCAAAGAUCGUGAAGAAACUGCAAAAGCCGCUCUUAGGGUAGCGAUUCCAGAGUAUUUGGAGGGAAAGCCUGAGCCUGCGAAUCUAGAUCCGAAUGCCCCCUCCCCUGGUGUCCCAGAUCUAAGCACUCCAGAAUUAAAAGCUGCUGCCGUAGAGGAGGCAAUUGCGAAAGCAGAAGAAGAGGAAGCUAAGAAGAAAGUAUCCAAGGAUAAAGAGGAACCACAACCGAUUGUCUUCGCAAACGCUUGGGCUCAAGUGGAUUUGGAAGUGGAUGUGAAGAUAAUUAUGCCUCACUUUAAGAAAUGGCUCGCUCUUGGUGAACGCUGGGAUGACUCUUUGGCAGCAGGAGUUCUUAUUUACGCCCUCCAAACUCCAACGGAUAUUUUCGAAUUCUCUGUUAAAACUGCGACUCUGCGAUUUGGCUACUCAGAAAUCCAAAGGUUUCUGCUGGCGGCAUCACAUUGCAUCUACAAACGGACUCCUCUGAUGCGAGUUUCCGAGCAUUCGUUCCUUCGCACCUACAUGCAGCAGGUGUUCAUACGAGCCAAGGUUGCUCAACCACUGUACAAAACAUAUGAAGAGAAACUCGAGUAUCUGCGCCAGCAAUGUUUCAGACACGAAGCUCCUCUUCCCAAACUACCGGAAAAGAAGAAAGGAUUCAUGUAGAACAGUCUCUACUUUUAGAUUUAUGAGAGUUAAAAAUUGUAUCCUUUGAAUCCAGAGAUACUAGAUCUAUUUUGGAGACAGUAGCGGCUCUGGUCCUUUGAUAAAGCUCUGACGCUAUGUCGUUCCGCGAACGAAAAUAAAAACAUAAACGUGUACAG